AUGCCAUCACACCUCGGUGUAAUUAUGACCAAGAGGCUAUGUGCCUGUCAGGCUCUGGAGUCCACUGUAUCCAAUCCAGCUGCGCCUUCGAGCCCUAAUGCGAAGAACAGGGGUCACUUUGAGACAUCCGAGGAGACGGUGCAAAGGUUGCCUGAUUACGCCCUUGCAGCCGAACCAAGAAGACUAACUUCAGGUGGCCAGGGUAAAAGCGAUAAUUGGUCGCGUCCCGAGCAACAGAUACCUCUACGCGCCGAAUUGCGGAUGUGUGGUGGCAUUGUUCUUCCUUUCGAGACCCUCGCCGUCCUCCCGUCGGUCAACUGA
Molecule: messenger RNA, 321 nt
Organism: Exophiala spinifera
Lineage: Eukaryota; Fungi; Ascomycota; Eurotiomycetes; Chaetothyriales; Herpotrichiellaceae
Exons: 1
Coding region: 1-321 (106 amino acids)
Source: RefSeq, a predicted model, not a curated record